Messenger RNA from Quercus lobata, 1389 nucleotides. RefSeq lists its product as uncharacterized. The transcript is spliced from 2 exons. The record is from RefSeq and is a predicted model, not a curated record. Gene Ontology annotation, molecular function: protein binding. NCBI's taxonomy places the organism in Eukaryota, Viridiplantae, Streptophyta, Magnoliopsida, Fagales, Fagaceae. Bases 147 to 1223 code for a protein of 358 amino acids.
UCUCUCUUUUUUCCUUUUCUCUUCAAGAGAGUUUCUUGACUAAGUAAAUUCUCUUUCAUUUCUUCUUAGAACCCAGCCGGUUCUUUUACUGUUUCAAGGCUUCUGGACUGACUGCAAAGGUAGGAUUGGAAUUGGUAGAGCCUGGAAUGAAGAAGAUAAAGAUGGAGGGAUGGUCAGAUCUUCCUCACGAAUUGCUUUAUGAGAUAACCAAGAAGUCACUGAGUGUUAUAGACUAUCUCAUCUUAGGCUCUGUCUGUAGAGGAUGGAAGUCAUUUGCUGAAGAGUACAAGAAAGAGUUUCUGGCAUCCCAACCUCCACUUGCUCUCUUCUUCUCGUCGAAGGCUAUUUCUUUCUAUAGCAUCUUUGAUCAAAGGUUGUACAAGGUAUUACUGCCCAGCCCUAUAAGCAACCAAAACAGAUGUUUUGGGUUCACUUGUGGGUACUUGGUGUUUCUAGACAAGAAGAAUAGGAGAGAAGAUUCUCAACUUUGGCUGCUGCAUCCUUUCACAAGACAUGAACUUCGUUUCCGUGAACCUCCAAAACCUUAUAAUCGUGUCAUCCUAGCUUCUGUAGCUACUCCGGUGCCAGAGUUUUUGCUAGUAGCCUUUUGCCAAUUCCUGCCAUGUUUCCAAGUUUGUAGAUCCACACAGACCAAUUGGACUCAAUUUGAUCUUAACAACAUUCCUUUUCCUUGGAGGAUUCGAGAUGCAAUUGUGUUCAAGGGUAAGAUAUAUGUUUUAACUAGUGAGGCUGAAAUUGGAGUACUACAUCUGAGUCCUCAUCUUCAUGUGACCCUGCUAAACGUAGGACAUGGUCCACAUAUGGAUAUGAAUCGUGGAGUUCAGUGCUUAGUUUCUGAUGGACAGCACCUGAUGAUGGUUGUAUCUUCAAUAGCAUCCAUCCAACAUACAGUUUACGAGCUAAAUUUUGUGCACAUGGAAUGGAUGAUGAUGGUGAAUUUUGCAGAUCAAGCACUGUUUUUGGGUCGUUCAAUGGGCUCAGGAUUUUGCAACAUAACCAGAUGGGAAGGUAGGCAACAACCUUCUAAUUGCAUAUACGAACUUGGAAGCCGCAAUCGCAGAUACAUUGUAAGUUUCUUGGAUGGUAGACAUCAUAUGUUUUCCCAGGGAAACCAUAUGCCUAAUGAUUCCCUUUUUGAUCCAUUCUGGUAUUUCCCACAUCUGUCUUACAAUGUGGAUUCUCUGUGUCUCUCUGAUGACUAGUUAGGACAACUUCUGGUUCACUUCCCAUGCAAUUUUAGCUAUUGAACAAUAAUUUGGACAUGCAGUUCUUAUAAUUGUUUGCUGCUCUUCAUUUUCGAUUUUCCCUUAGUUCUUUUUGAUGGUUUCAAACUGCCAACUGUUGUGGCUCUUAAGAAGUCCUCUUGUA